This is a messenger RNA of Cricetulus griseus (Chinese hamster), 4390 nucleotides long. The record is from RefSeq and is a predicted model, not a curated record. Lineage: Eukaryota; Metazoa; Chordata; Mammalia; Rodentia; Cricetidae.
AUGACGGCUCAGGAUCAAGGUUUACAGGACAACCCUUGGUUCUGUGACUGUCACAUUUCCAAAGUGAUUGAGUUGUCAAAAGUUGCUGACCAUGCUGUUGUACUUGUUGACCCUCUGAUGGUCUGCAGUGAACCUGAGCGCCUGGAAGGAAUCUUGUUCCAGAGGGCGGAGUUGGAACAGUGUCUGAAGCCAUCAGUGAUGACCUCAGCUACCAAAAUCACAUCCGCUCUAGGCAGUAAUGUUCUCCUGAGGUGUGAUGCCACUGGCUACCCCACCCCGCAGCUCAUGUGGACCAGAUCCGACGGCUCACCAGUUAACUAUACAGCACUGCUCAAUCCACUCCUUUCCCGGCACUCCCGGCCCCUGGUGAUGUCUUACUACACUGGCGCCGGAAGAAAAGGUGAACUUAAGUCACUGUCUGUUGACCUUAGAACCACCGAGACCAUGCUGCUGUCCCUCACCUUCCUGCCUGUAGUUCUAAAGAUUAGUAUUGUCGCCGGCGUCACAGCUCAGCAGCCCGGGAGCUGUCAGCCGGGUCCCGAAAGAAGCCCGACUUCCACUUGUGCAGAUCCUGCACCCUUCCUAAUUUUCUCUCAUGGAAACAAUAUCUCUCGGAUUGAUCCAGAAGGAACAAAUCACCAGCAAUUGGUGGCAAAUGCUGGCAGCUCAGUGAUCAUGGAUUUUCAUUACAAGGAGGAGAGACUCUAUUGGGUGGAUUUAGAAAGACAACUUUUGCAAAGAGUUUUUCUUAAUGGGUCAGGACAAGAGACAGUGUGUCAUGUAGAGAAGAAUGUUUCUGGAAUGGCCAUAAACUGGGUAGAUGAAGAGAUUCUCUGGGCUGAUCAACAGGAAGGAGUCAUCACCGUGACAGAUAUGAAAGGCAACAGUUCUCACGUUCUUCUAAAUUCCUUAAAGCAGCCGGGAAAUGUAGCAGUGGACCCAACAGAGAGGUUGAUAUUUUGGUCUUCUGAGGUGGCCGGCCGCCUUCACAGAGCAGAUCUCAGUGGGGUGGAGGUGAAAACGCUGCUGGAGACACCGGAGAGGAUAGUGGUACUGACUCUGGAUGUACUUGACAAGCGCCUCUUUUGGGUUCAGGACAGCGGAGAAGGAAGACAGGCUCACAUUUGUUCCUGUGAUUAUGACGGUGGCUCCGUCCAUCUUCUCAAACAUCAGACACAGCACGGCUUGUUUACAAUGGCCCUUUUUGGUGACCGUAUCUUCUAUUCAACAUUGAAAACGAAGGCGAUUUGGAUAGCCAACAAACACACGGGGAAGGACAUGGUUAGAAUUAACCUCAAUCCAUCCUUCCUGCCACCUGGAGAACUGAAAGUAGUGCACCCACGUGUACAGCCUGGGACAAAGGACGACUGGUUUGACCCCGAUGUCAAUGAGUGUGCCUUUCAGAAUCAUGGCUGUACUCUUGGGUGUGAAAACACCCCGGGAUCCUAUUACUGCACAUGCCCUGCAGGGUUUGUUCUGCUUCCUGACGGGAAACGAUGCCAUGAACUUACUUCCUGUCCAAGCAACACAUCUGCAUGCAGCCAUGGCUGUGUUCUGACAUCAGACGGUCCCCUAUGUGUCUGUCCCAAAGGUUCAGUGCUUGAGACAGACGGGAAAACGUGCAGUGGUUGUUCAUCACCUGAUAACGGUGGGUGCAGCCAGAUAUGUCUUCCUCUCAGCCAAGUGUCCUGGGAAUGUGGAUGCUUUCCAGGGUAUGACCUACAAUCGGACCAAAAGAGCUGUGCAGCGACAGGACCACAGCCAUUUUUACUGUUUGCAAAUUCUCAAGAUAUCCGACACAUGCAUUUCGAUGGAACAGACUACCGAACUCUACUCAAUCAGCAAAUGGGAACCGUUCUCGCCCUAGAUUAUGAUCCAGUGGAAAACAAGAUAUAUUUUGCACAGAAAGCCCUGAAGUGGAUAGAGAGAGCUAAUAUGGAUGGCUCCCAGCGAGAAAGAAUUAUCAAGGAAGGGGUAGACACACCAGAAGGCCUUGCUGUGGACUGGAUCAGCCGGAGAAUCUACUGGACAGACAGCGGGAAGUCUCUCAUUGGAGGCAGUGAUUUGAGUGGGAAGCAUCAUCAAAUAAUCAUCAAGGAGAACAUCGAGAAGCCACGAGGAAUAGCUGUACAUCCAAAAGCCAAGUAGGGGCUUUUUUUGGAGUGGACGGACACAGGAAUGUAUCCACGGAUUGAAAGCUCUUAUCUUCAGGGUUCUGGCCGGCUACUGAUAGCCAGCUCUGAUCUGUGGGAGCCCAGUGGACUCACGAUUGACUACUUAACAGACACUUUGUAUUGGUGUGACACCAAGCAGUCUGUCAUUGAAAUGGCCAAUCUGGAUGGUUCCAAACGCCGAAGACUUGUCCAGAACGAUGUAGGUCACCCAUUUGCUGUAGCCGUGUUUGAGGAUCAUGUGUGGUUCUCGGAUUGGGCUAUCCCAUCGGUAAUAAGGGUGAACAAGAGGACUGGCCAAAAUAGGGUACGUCUCCAAGGCAGCAUGCUGAAGCCCUCGUCACUGGUUGUGGUCCAUCCAUUGGCAAAACCAGGUGCAGAUCCCUGCCUACACAAGAAUGGUGGCUGUGAACAUAUCUGCCAAGAGAGCUUCGGAACUGCUCAGUGUUUGUGUCGUGGAGGUUUUGUGAAAGCCCGGGAUGGGAAAACGUGCCUUGCUCAGAAGGGUGAUAACACUGAGCUAAAUAAAGAAGCAACACCAUUGGACAACUUAACUAAGGCUGAAGCACCGGAAGAUACCAGUACAGAAUCCCAGCACACAUUAGUGGCUGAAGUCAUGGUGUCAGAUCAAGAUGAUUGUGGCCCUGGGGCAUGUGGCAGGCAUGCUCUCUGUGUUUCAGAGGGAGAGACUGCUGUGUGUCAGUGUUUGGAAGGAUUUGCUGGGCAUGGAAACCUGUGUUCUGAUAUAGAUGAAUGCGCGCUGGGUAGCGCAAGCUGUCCUACCACGUCAUCCGAGUGUAUUAACACCGAAGGUGGCUAUGUCUGCAGGUGCUCUGAAGGCUAUGAAGGAGAUGGGACCGACUGUUUCGAUAUUGAUGAGUGCCAGCAGGGGAUGCACAGCUGUGGGGAGAAUGCCAACUGCACCAACACGGAGGGAGGUUACAACUGCACUUGCCUGGGCCGCCCAUUUGCACCUGGACUGCCUUGCCCCGAUAAUUUCCUUCAUUCAAAAGGUAUUGAAGGCUCUACCUCACCCCCUAUCCUUGGGGAAGAUGGCCGCCAAUUGGUCAGAAACAGUAACCCAGGAUGCCCACCGUCACAUGACGGAUAUUGUCUCCAUGGCGGUGUGUGCAUGUAUGUUGAAGCAGUGGACAGCUACGCGUGCAACUGUAUCGUCGGCUAUGUUGGGGAGCGAUGUCAGCACCGAGACUUGCGAUGGUGGGAGCUGCGCCACGCUGGCCACGGGAAGGAGCGCGACAUUACUGUGGUGGCUGUCUGUGUGAUUGCACUAGUCCUGCUGCUCCUGUUGGGGACCUGGGUGGUUUACCACUACAGGACUCAGAAGCAGCUAUUGGAAACAGCAAAGAACCCAUAUGAAGAAUCAAGCAGAAACAUGAGCAGUGAUGGGCCUGACUGCAGUGGGGCUGGGAUAUCUUCUUGCCCCCAACCUUGGUUUGUGGUUCUAGAGGAACACCAAGACCCCAAGGGGGGGAGUCUGCCUGUAGCUGGCCCCAACGGCCCUGAAGUGGAUGCUGGGUCAGUGCAUCUGAAUUCAUGGAGACAGAAGCCCCACAUAUAUGGAAUGGGCACAGGGCAAAGUUGCUGGAUCCCACCACCAAGUGACAAGGGUCCUCAGGAAAUGGAGGGAAACGCCCAUUUACCCUCCUACAAGGAAUGGCCUCUAACUCUGGGGGUUGAGAAGCUUCCUUCUCUCCAGUCAGGUAAUGGAUCAAGUCAACAAAGGGCCCCAGAUCUACCACACCAAACAGAGCCAACUCCGUGGAAAUUGGAAGCAGAUGAACGAUGAAAGAGCAAACCAGACCAAUGGGAUGUUCUCAUUUGAAAAUAGAUCUACAUGCAGAUUGGUAUUCCAGUCUCUAUGGCUAAUCCACCACUCAGUGUCCUGAACAUAGCGGCACAGCUGCAUAGCUGUGAGUUUUGCUUCUUCCUUCAAGCAGUCCCACUGAAGACUUUCAAAAGAAAGAGCCAAGAAAAUCAUUAGAAACCAAAGUCAAGACACUCACACGUUGUAAGCUGUGUCUUCUUCAAUAGAUGUUUUUCUUCCUUUCCUUGUUGCCUCAGAAGAAAUGAGUUAAAGCAGGUGAUCACACAUUUUGUCAGUUGCAAAAUAAUUUAUACGAUCUACACAAAAGCCUUAGCUCAGUCCCAUAAAAUGGUUGGAACAUUAUAACUAUUGCUGAGAUAUACUAUGCACAUUU